CGGCGGCGGAGGAGGAGAUGGAGACGGAGAUGGGGGUGAUGGUGAUAAGAAAGGAAAAGGAGUGCUGCGAGAAGACAGUGGGGAUGUGAGGAAAAUUAAAGUUAAAGUGGCGUGGACCUAUACUGGCAAGAAGGAGGAGAGUGUCCUACAUUGGAUUGCAGCCGUAGAGUCCUAUGUGUACGGCCAGCGCAUCCCGUAUUGGGAUAGAGUGUUGAUGACCACUUCGUGCAUGACCGACGAUGCGAUGAGCUUCGCCAUUUCGUUGCAAAAAGAAGCAAACUGCCAAACUAUGAUCGAAUAUUCACAGCAAACACGAAUUGAAGAUUUGUUUAAGGCAGUAAGGGAACGAUUUGAAGAUAAGAAUCUGGCUCGCCGAACUGAAAUGCUUAUUUUAAAUAUUGCGGAUCGGAAAUGGAAGAGUGAUUCUGCACUUGAAGCAACGAUGGAUGAAUUCUUGCAAUGCGUUGAACAUGGACUGACUCCUACUCAAAUCCUCAAUAACUUCGCAAGAGCAUUGCCUGACCCCCUUCGUACUCAGCUUUAUCCCCGUACAAAGGAAGAGGGGAUGACCUACGAGAAGUUCAACAAGAUCGCUAUAGAUCAUGCUGGUUUCUUGGCUGAAGCAAAUUACUGCCAUUAUUGGAAGGAUCUGCAAGCGGGUAAAAAGUGGCAGAACCGCACUAUCUCAGGAAACAUACCUGGGAAAGACAAUCUCCUUCUUACUUUUGAAGAAGGAGGUGUCGAGACUCUUUCCUAUGACCAAAUAGAUUAUGGUCUGGAAGGAGGACCCAACGGUUCGGUAGUUCAGGAGGGGGACUACGCGGCCGUUGCAGCCCGCGGGGGAGGGCGCCAAGGAAGAGGACGUGGCCGAGGUGCUGUACUCCAGCAGGAUGACGAGAAUGGAUACAAACCUGUGGAGUUCAUGUCCCGACGACUACCUAACGAGAAGGUCGCCGCUUCCACGUACGAGAGGGAGUUAUUUGCUCUCAGGGAAGCCCUUGAUCAUUGGCGACACUAUCUCCUAGGAAGGCACUUCAAAGUGUACUCAGAUCAUGAGACACUUCGCUGGCUUAAAACGCAGGUCCGGAUGACACCUAAGCUGACUAGGUGGGCCGCCGAAAUUGACCAGUAUGACUUUGAGUUAAAGCCAGUCAAUGGAACGUAUAACGUUGUCGCCGACACAUUGAGUCGAAGAUCAGAUUUCUUUGGUGUCAUUGUAACCUAUUUAGAUGUGGGCACCGACCUACAAGAAAAGAUUAAGAAUGCAUACUCCACUGACCCUGUCCAUGGCGCUAUGCUUAAGCGUAUGCAGGAAGCGCCAACAGAGUUUCCUAACUAUCGUAUCACGGAAGGACUGUUGUUUGAAAGGACUGAUGUGCAUGACAGGCUUUGUAUUCCAAAUGUAGAAGGGAUCAAGAGUUUGAUCUUGGGGGAAUGUCAUGACACCGAGGGCCAUUUCGGAUGGAAAAAGACUUACGCCAACCUUUGGCGUUCCGACACCUGGCCUCGCAUGAAACCAGACUGCAUUGCGUAUGUGCAGGGCUGUCAAGUGUGCCAAAGAAAUAAGAGCACCACACAGCCUCCCCUUGGUCUACUUAAGGCUUUGCCUAUUCCAACAGGUCCAGGAGACUCUGUGUCCAUUGACUUUAUGGACACCAAAGUAAAAAGCAGGAAUGGGAAGACGCAGGUAAUGGUAAUCGUAGACAGAUUUAGCAAGUAUGUUGUUUUUGUAGCACUACCAGCGGAAGCCAAAACGGAACUGGUAAUCCGAGAGUUCUUUAACCAUUUGGUAAAAGACUAUGGGCAUCCCUUGAGAAUCGUGAGUGACAGAGACUCACAAGUGAAUAAUGGCAGCACCUAAUGAACGUCUAUGGCUCUAAGUUGACUAUGUCCUCAGGUAGACAUCCUGAGACUAACGGCCCAGACUAAGCAAAUGAACAAGAUUUUGCAGC
Chara braunii is the source of this 1952-nucleotide messenger RNA. NCBI's taxonomy places the organism in Eukaryota, Viridiplantae, Streptophyta, Charophyceae, Charales, Characeae. The record is from the annotation of a GenBank genome assembly.